GUUUACUGGGGUGAUGACAACAGGAAGUGCGCUGCGGCUGGUGUACCUCCCAGCGGUACACUUCGAGUUCACAGAAUAUGGGCGGUGUUUUUCGACAAGAAAUCCAAACUUAUCUUGCGUAUAACUUCAUGGAUUCAACAUCCCAAAACUAUAAUUGGCGGCAUUUUAGAUGACGAAUACAAAGGGAACGUUACGGAAAACCUUAGUUUUGGAAUGUUUUUCGGUGUUAUUCGUGCUACGAACUUACGCAGAAAUGAAAACCUAUUCACCAAUUACGUACUCGUCCAUGAAAAUUUGUUUGAACCUAGUCUCGUACCUCCCGGUACUGGUAGUGAUUUCUCCGAGAUGUACCAUGGAGCUCCAUUUGUCCUAAGAAUUCAUAUCUUCGAAUUGAAAGAAACAGGAGAAGAAAAAGAAAUCUCAUUGUUCACUAUCGAGAAGUGUGGUCGAGAUCAAAAAUGGAUUGCCAACGAGGGUUAUUACCGACUUGACGUCGAUACUGGAGAACUCCUACCUAUUUAUUAUAAUCCCACAAAAACGGAUUUUUAUUACUAA
Molecule: messenger RNA, 555 nt
Organism: Haemonchus placei
Lineage: Eukaryota; Metazoa; Nematoda; Chromadorea; Rhabditida; Trichostrongylidae
Source: the annotation of a GenBank genome assembly